Messenger RNA from Clarias gariepinus (North African catfish), 3482 nucleotides. It is a transcript of the gene pptc7a, whose product is annotated as protein phosphatase targeting COQ7 a. Bases 332 to 1225 code for a protein of 297 amino acids. Lineage: Eukaryota; Metazoa; Chordata; Actinopteri; Siluriformes; Clariidae. The record is from RefSeq and is a predicted model, not a curated record. The transcript has 6 exons.
CUAGUUACCCUGUAGUUAGCUAACUGGCUAACUGUAGUGUUAUGUAAUUGAGUUAGUAAAAGCAGAGCACACGGAAGAGCUGUGUGAUGAAGCUGAACAGCGGGAUGGAAUGUUUGAUAUUUGAGGUUUAGAGAAUUAAAGACACAUUUGGGAUAAAAUGCGGAGGGCAGAUGAAUGUAAGGAUUUUUGGUUUUAUCACCGGUGAGAGAAAAAAGCGGUGUUUAAGUGAAGUUUGAUUCAAGUCGUUGUUUGUUAGUUAGCAUUUCCUGCGGUCGGUAGCAGCGGGUUGAGCCGCGGACACUUGAGCUCGGUUCGGGCUGGAGCUCGGGGGAUGUUGUCCGUGCUCUCCUGCGGUAGACUGCUGGCUCGGGCUGUCAUCGGCGGCCUUUCCCAAACAGACAGCCGCGAUUACAGCCUAGUAUCGGCUAGCUUUGGAUAUGGAAAAGACUUCCGGAAGGGUAUUUUAAAGAAAUGCAUGUGCUAUGGCGAUGACGCGUGGUUUAUUGCACGACACAGAUCCGCUGAUGUUUUAGGUGUGGCUGAUGGAGUGGGUGGCUGGCGGGAUUACGGAGUAGAUCCCUCUCUGUUCUCCGGAACUCUCAUGAGGACAUGUGAGAGAUUAGUCAGGGAAGGUCACUUUGUUCCUAGCAACCCUGUGGGAAUCCUCACCACCAGUUACUAUGAGCUCCUUCAGAACAAAGUACCUCUAUUAGGAAGCAGCACAGCUUGUAUAGUGAUGCUGGACAGACGGAGUCACCGACUUCACACAGCAAACUUGGGAGAUUCUGGCUUCCUUGUGGUUCGAGGAGGGGAGGUAGUACACAGGUCUGAUGAGCAGCAACACUAUUUCAACACACCAUUUCAGCUUUCGAUCGCCCCUCCAGAGGCAGAGGGCUCUGUUCUUAGUGACAGUCCUGAAGCUGCAGACCGCACAUCCUUUGAUGUCCAGCUAGGAGACAUCAUCCUCACUGCCACAGAUGGGCUUUUUGACAACAUGCCAGAUUAUAUGAUCUUACAAGAACUCAAAAAGCUCAAGAACACCAAUUAUGAGAGCAUCCAGCAGACAGCCAAGAGUAUUGCAGAACAGGCUCAUGUUUUGGCAUAUGACCCCAAUUACAUGUCACCGUUUGCACAGUUUGCUUGUGACAAUGGACUGAAUGUAAGAGGAGGAAAACCAGAUGACAUCACUGUCCUACUGUCUAUCGUUGCUGAGUACACAGACUGAUGUCGGAGCAGUGCUCUACAUAUCUCUGUGCCAUUAAAGUGGUCAUGUCUACCUGCUGGCAGGAUAGGCAAAAGGUUUUCCAUUCUUUGCCAAGGACCAAACCCUAAUCCUUUUCAUUGGAUUUUAACACCUCUCUAACUCUUGCUUUUUACAGCAUAACAUAAACCAUCCAAAAUAAGAAAAUGCAGGAAUAUGCAACCUGGAAUUAACUAGUAAGAGGUUAAACAUUGUUCCAGAAGGGAGAUGUGUGGAGAUGAUCGUGUCAAUUGGAUCGAUGUGGCAGGAGAGCUCAAUCUGACUGUGGAGUCUAGAGACAAGGUAGGGCUCAUGAUGCCAAUGGCAACCCCAUAGGACAGCGAUUUCGAAUCACUGGAAAUUGUCAAUUUGCCUUGAACUAUCUAUUUAAAAAGCCAUUUUAAUGAGCAUACAUAUUUCCUUAGUCAGUCUGGCUGUAAUAUGGCUCUGCAUAACUGUAUACCACAAUGAUUUAGAAACCAGAGUAAAGGGAACUUGUUUAAAAAUGUAGAUGAUUUCAGCAUGUUAUGGUUUUUAUUUACUUAUCAUUUUAAUAUUUAAUAUGUUAAAUAUUGUUAGAGUAGAGUUUCUUCACACAAUGUCAGUGGUUAUAUAAUGCAAGAGAUUGCAAGGUUUAUAUUAUGGGGGGGACCCUUUCAUGCUCUGUUAACCGCUUUAAGGGUCACAUACGUUUGUGUAUGUGUGUUUGUGUGACUUGUGCAUAUGUGGACUUGAGAGAAAUUAUACUGUAUGUAAAAAGGUAAACCUUCUUGCUACAUCUAUAAAUAUAGGCACAGGGUGUCCAAAAAAAUUGACAUUUCGUAGUCUAACAACAAUUUCCGCUCAAAUUAUCUAAAAUUUUAACGAGAUGUGCACAAACUAACGUGCUUAGAAAAAGCAAUUCAUGCUUUUAUUAGUUCGCAGCUAGACUAUACUGCAACGCACUUUAUGUUGGAAUCACUUAAGCUCGUCCACAUUGUCUGCAACUUGUACAGAAUGCUGCGGCUUGUAUGCUGACCAGUAAUCGUAAAAAUAUGAUCACAUCACACCAACCCUGUAUUCCCUCCACUGGCUUCCGGUACAGUUCCGGAUUCAGUUUAAACUUUUGAUGUUUGUUUUUAAUGCGAUUAAUGGUCUGGCCCCUUCCUACUUGUGUGAAACAGCAAGCUUUUAUCAACAAAGUAGAGUCUUACAUUUUGCUAACCAAAACCUGUUUGUGGUCCCUGCGUCAAGGUGCAACCAAUAGGAUGAUCGCUCCUUUGCAGUGGCUGGUCCUAAACUCUGAAACACCUGAGUUACGUACCAUUACGGACCUUUCUUCGUUUAAAGCAAAACUAAAGACCCACUUAUUUAGAAUUGCUUUUAAUAUUUUAUAAUUGUAUGUUUUUACAUAAUUUUAUCAUUGUUUUAUUUAUUAUUAUUAUCAUUAUUAUAUUUUCAUUUAUAUUUUUCAUUAAUUUAUUUAUAAUUGUUUUAUUUUUUUUAUAUUUUUAUUUUUAUUGCCAUUUUAUUGUCAUUUUUAGUGCUGUGAAGCACUUUGGUUUAAUUUAGGUUGCUGUAAAUUGCUAUAUAAAUAAAUGUUGAUUGAUUGAUAAUCAACAAAAAAAAGUUUUUCUUUUGGAUCAGGCGUGCCAAUAGUAAUGACCGAGAUAAUGACAGUGAAGAGGCCACCACGUUUACCUGACUUGACACAUUGUGAUUUUCUUUUUCUAUGGGGCUAUGCGAAAGGACUGGUCUUUAUUUUCCUUUUCUUACAAGCCUAGAUGAGCUCAGAGUCAUUGUGGCACUGGAGAAUGUCACGCCAGAUAUGCUGCAGCGUGUUUGGCAGGAACUGGACUACCGACUUGACAUGGGUCAUGUCACAGGUAGUGCGCAUAUUGAACAUUUGUGAAAUCGGUUAUAAAAUCUUUAUCCGUUGGAAUUUUGAUAACUACAUCUUUUAUUUUUUAACAUCAAGCCGAUUUAAUUUUGUUUGCCUAGCACAUGUAGGUACUCAGAUAUUCUUAGAUAAUUUUUUUGGACACCCUGUAUAUCAUAUACAUACACACACUAUUGUAUAUAAAUAUAACAUUUUAUAAAUGUAAUUUGUGAGUUAAAAUGUUUUUUUCCCCAGCUUUUUUGUAUUUGUAAUUUUAAAUAUAUUUUGAGGUGUAUACUGUUAAUGCAAAGGGUGAAUGCCAGCAUCUAUGAAUGCUUUAAGCAGACAUGUGUCAUACGAUUUAAUAAAGUUCUAUUUUUCUAA